Aphis gossypii (cotton aphid) is the source of this 690-nucleotide messenger RNA. RefSeq lists its product as uncharacterized. The coding region runs from base 119 to 604 and encodes 161 amino acids. The record is from RefSeq and is a predicted model, not a curated record. The transcript has 2 exons. NCBI's taxonomy places the organism in Eukaryota, Metazoa, Arthropoda, Insecta, Hemiptera, Aphididae.
UUUAAUUCUUUAUAAAUAUUAUACCUAAAAAUUAUCUUUGUAGUAUCAACAUUUUAAAUUUGUCUUUUAUGAAAGGAAAAAAGUUUUUUUAAAAUUUAACAUAAAUCAAAGAACAUUAAUGUCGAAGGAAAAAAUAUUUAUUGAGAAAUUUGGCAAUAAGUAUUAUUGUCUUCGACAAAGAAAUAUUGUUCAUUGUCAAUCUAAAACAAAAACGAGUAAAACAAAAAUUAUAAAUCCCAAUCAGUUAGAAGUUGAAGUAAAUGAAAUUUACAAAACUGUGGACAUAUUGGAAAAUAUGGUGUUUUAUAAGUUGUCAAAAAUAAAAAAAUUCAAGCCACCAAGUGACAAAAAAGCAUAUUUUGAACAAAAAUUACACGAAUUUCUAAGAAUUAAUAAAUUAGCUGUACAUAUUUUAGAAGAAAUACAAUAUUCAACUGAUAUGAUAUACGAUUUAAACAUGGUACAAAUCAUAUUUAAUCACAAUCUUGCACAACUUCAAUGCAUUCAGGAUGAACAAAAUAAAAUAAUGGAAAAUAUGAAAAAAGAAAAAUUGGGUUAUACAGAUAGAAUUUUUAAAUUCAUAUUAUGUCCUUGUUGUUUAUAAUUGAUACAAAUAAUAACAACAUACGGAGUAUAAAUAGUAUACAUGCCUGUAACAAAAAUCACUAAAAGUAUACCUAAGUGUAUUAU